AUGCCGGUGGCCGAGGGCGCGGGCGCAGAGCCGUCCCGGGCCGCCCGGCUGCUGUCCGCGCUCUUCUAUGGGGCCUGCUCCUUCUUCAUCGUGCUGGUCAACAAGGUGCUGCUCACCACCUAUGGCUUUCCAUCACCAAUUUUUCUUGGAGUUGGACAGAUGGCAGUCACCAUAACGAUACUGUAUGUGUCCAAGCUAAAUAAAAUAAUUCACUUCCCUGAUUUUGAUAAGAAAAUUCCUGUGAAGCUGUUUCCUCUGCCUCUUCUGUACGUCGGGAACCACAUAAGUGGAUUAUCGAGCACGAGUAAAUUAAGCCUCCCCAUGUUCACUGUGCUCAGGAAAUUCACCAUCCCACUCACUUUGCUGCUGGAAGCCAUCAUACUUGGGAAGCAGUACUCACUCAGUGUCAUCACCAGCGUCUUCGCCAUCAUUGUGGGAGCUUUCGUAGCAGCUGGGUCUGACCUUGCUUUUAACUGGGAAGGCUACAUUUUUGUGUUUUUGAAUGACAUCUUCACAGCGGCCAACAGCGUUUACACUAAGCAGAAGAUGGACCCGAAGGAGCUGGGGAAAUACGGGGUGCUUUUCUACAAUGCUUGCUUCAUGAUCAUCCCGACUCUUGUCAUAAGCGUGUCCACGGGAGACCUUCAGCAGGCCACUGAGUUCGGUCAAUGGAAGGACGUCCUGUUUCUCCUACAGUUCCUUCUGUCCUGUUUUUUGGGAUUCCUGCUGAUGUCCUCAACAGCUCUGUGUAGCUACUACAACUCCGCCCUGACGACGGCGGUGGUGGGUGCCAUCAAGAAUGUGUCGGUCGCCUACAUAGGGAUGCUGGUUGGUGAGGACUAUGUUUUCUCCCCCCUGAACUUUGUAGGAUUAAAUAUUUGCAUGGCAGGAGGCUUGAGGUAUUCCUUUUUAACACUCAGCAGUCCGGCAAAGCCUAAACCACCGGCGGAUGAAGAAAAUGUCCCUCUGGAUUUGAAGAGCUAGAAUAGGAGGCGGAAUUGCAGACUGACUUGCAGACAGACUGACCUGCAGAUUGACUUGCAGACUGACUUGCAGACCGACCUGCAGACUGACCUGCAGACUGGGGGAUGGGAGGGCAGUCACAUGAAGGAAGCCACCAGCCACGUCACUCAAGGCACAAACAGGAGUGUCUGCAGAAUGCUAAGAGAACUACCUCAGGGGCCACCUGCAGCAAGUCCUCAGGACCCGAGCAGCUGCCAGCGACGUGUGCAAAGCCAGCCUUUGGGACUGGGCCUCUGCACCGCUGCUGCAAGGGUGACUUUUCUUCUCAGCACCUUGACCUUGACUUCAGAGGUCAAAGUCAAGUGCCAGCGAGAACUUUAUUUUUCCAACUUAAACAAACAUCUCUUUAAUAAAUUCAG
Molecule: messenger RNA, 1382 nt
Organism: Castor canadensis (American beaver)
Lineage: Eukaryota; Metazoa; Chordata; Mammalia; Rodentia; Castoridae
Gene: Slc35d2
Product: solute carrier family 35 member D2
Source: RefSeq, a predicted model, not a curated record